UUUUAAUGGAAUAGCCUAGACGUAUCCCACUAUUCUUUGCUCCGAGUGUUUUUUGCCGCGUGCUGCAAAGAUUUUCAAGGAUUUGCCAAAGUCGGCAUGCCUUUUUGAGGAUCAUCUACGGGCUUGUUUUCCCCAAGGAUAGAACCAGUGUCGCCUAUACAGCACACAGAAGAAAGAUGACCAGGGCUAAGGGUGGUCGGCGAGGAAGGGGUCGGGGAAGAGGUGCCGGCAGAGGCAGGACUAGAGCAGCAGCUGCAGAAGAAACUGAAGACACUCCUUUGGAGAAGUCACCUGACACAGACUUGCAGUCUACCGACACAGACAAACCUGUGAAUGAGUCAACAGAAGAGGAGAAGCAACAUGAGUCUGAUGCUCCCAGCCAAUCAGAAGACAUUCCGACAGAAUCAGCAGCGCAGCCAGGGACUUCAGAGACUGAAGAAGAGGCUUCUCCCUUACCAACAGGAAAGAGAAAUCAAGGACAGCCUCGGAUAUCUGAGAGUGAGACAACUGAUGACUCAGAAGGCUCAACAAGGAGGGGGAGAAGGAGCCUUAGAGGUAGGGUGUCACAGAAGGUAGAUGUUGAGGAACCAGAGUCAUCUGCACCAGUGCAGGAAGAUACCAUCAGUCCCACCAGGAGGGGUAGGAGAGGAAAGGCUGUCAAUCCACCUGAAGAAAAAGUACAGGAACAGCCCAAUAUAGAGGAAACAGAACCAUUGGAAGUGGAAGAUGACAGCAAAAGGGAGGUGGAAGAGAUAACAAGUCAAGAUGUGCCCGAAGAAAACACACCUAAAACAGAAGAAGAACAGUCCCUGUCCCAGAAUCAGGGUGAAAGUGUACAUGUCAUUGAGGAUGCGGAAGCAGUGGCUACUCAACAGGAACCGUCAAGUAGUGAAGAUAAGGAAGAACAACCAACUGAGAUAGAAGAACCUGAGAUGUCUGAAGAUUCAGGGGCUCCGACAAGGAGAGGAAGGAGGAGUCAGAGGGGAAAGGUGUCCGAAGAUGCAGGAACGUCUUCUCAAGAUCAGGAAGAAACCAUUAGUCCCACAAGGAGAGGGAGGAGAGGCACGGCUGAGCCUGAAGAAAAACUAGAGGAACAGUCCAACAUAGAGGAGCCCAAACCACCUGAAGUAACAAUAAUGGAACAUAGUGAUGGCAAGGAAGAGGAUGAUGCUCAUACAGAUUUGUCAAAAGCCAUUGUGGAAAAUAAUGAGGCCCAGCUGUCUGAAAAUGUGGAUGCAGCAAAUGCACAAGAGCCAGGUACAGAUACAAAGCUGAGAGCCUCAGAUGCUGGUCUAAAGGAAGAACCAAUCACAUCAGAGAAAUCCAAACCUGAAUCAGAGCCUGAGUCAUCCAAGGAAACAGAAGGAAAAGAAGAGCCCAUGGAAGUGGAAUGCUCAGAGCAAACGGCAGAGGAAAAAGAGAUUCCUCUUCACCCAGACAAAGAAGCAGAAACCCUUCGACUACAAGAAACUGUAGCAGCAAAAUCAUCUGCACAACCUGACAUAUCAGAGGCCAAAGAGGAAAAGGGACCCAUUGGGGAUCAAAGAGAAGAACCCAUGGAGUCUGAAAGCUCCACAGCUGAAUCAUCUGUGCCUGAGACAACUGAGAACACAGAGAUCUCCCCAAGAAAAGGAAGACGAAGCCAGGCUGGGCGAGGACGGGGGCGGGGCAGAGGAGGGCGUGGUAGAGGGCGAGGCAGAGGCAGAACCAGCCUCCCACCUGAGACUGAUACACAGGAUACUAAGCAAACAGGUGAUAAAGAUGACGGUGAGAAUACUUCAGUCUUGGAAGCUGCCAUUGCAACAUUUAUCGAACAGUCAAGUGAUGAUGGGGAGGAAAAAAUGGAAGAAGCAGCUAAAGUGGCCCCUCCUGUUGUAGCAUCCAAAGAGGAUCAAGAAGAGCAAAGAAGUAAGGAAGAUGAGAAGUCUGAAGAUGAAGAAGUCAAACGUGCUGGAAGUGGACCAGAGGAAACUGUGACAGCAGCUCCCCCUACCAGGCGCAGAGGGAGAAGCGCUGGAAUUAAAGAUGACAAAGAUGAGACAAAACCAGAAUCCUCAGAAGUCAAAACUGCAGAUCUUAAAGAAUCUGGGCCCAGUCAGCAUACCUCAGAGCCUCCCAAGACAAUAGUAAGGAAGGAAAGGGAAACUUCUGAAGACAGUGACAUGCCUGAGUCUAAGAGAAGAAAGCUGGAACCAGCAGCAAGUGCUGUGACUGUCAAGGAAGAGCCAAUGGAGACUGACUUGCCAACAAAAGCACAAGAGGAUGCAAAGGAAGAGCCUCAGCAGUCUAAUGUACCUGUAGAUGACACUAAGAUCAAGCUCCAUCUGAAAACCAAUGUGGAAAAAGUGGUAAAAGAAGAAGAUAAGGCCGGGCCAGGAAACGUAAAAGCAGAAGAAUCUGUGGAAGAACAGGCAUCUCCUAAUGCUCUACUUGAAGGGUUAGAGGAGCUUGAUCAGUCUCUUGACACCGGAGAGUCUGCCACAAUGGACAAGAAGGCAGCGUCUCCGGAGGCAGAAUUAUGGGAGCAAGUGGAUGGAGAGAAACCCGUAAAGACAGCAGAGGAAAAGCAAGAGGUGAAAACUGAUGUUUCCAAGCAAGAGAAGAAAGCUGACACAAGUGAGCAAGAGCAGAAGACCGACACCUCUGAGCAACAAAAGAAAAUUGACAUCUCUGAGCAAGAGAAGAAAACCAACAUGUCUCCUCAGGAGGGAACAGACAGAGAUACUCAAGAGCAAACAGCCAACACAUCCAACAAAAAGAAGAGAAAGAAAAAAGAGCCCAAACCCGACCCAAUGGAAGAGGAUGCAUGGGUGGCUACAAGGCAGCACGAACGUGCAACCAAAACUGCCUCUGCUGAGGCCCAAACCGCUUCUACUAGUGCUGAAGUAAAGGCAAAGCCUGCCCAGGGUGAACCAACUGACAGACUGAAACAGACGGUUCAAUGGAAGCCUGAUGAGUGGAUGUGGUGUGAAGUUUGCCAGAUAAAAGCCAGGGCAUGGCUGGCCAAGACUCACUGCAACACUAUCAAACACAUUGAGCUCUCCAUAUUUGGAACAUUAAUUGUGAAUUGUCAGCUGUGCAACAUCACAGUGCGGCGAUCCAAUGCAGCAGAGCAUUUCCAAGGCAGUAAACAUUCCGACAACGCUGGCGAGAAGGGCGUUUCAUGGCUCCCACUUUUCUGUGAGCCCUGUGGAGCCUUACAUUUAAGUGAGAAAGAGCAGGAAGAUCACAAGACUGCAGCAAAUCAUGUGAGACUACUGCAGAGGUUGAGUGUAGCCAACCAGCAAACAGAAGGCCUGCUGUGCUGUAGCCUGUGUGAGAAGGGAGACAUCAGCUCCCUGGAAGACCUGAGGGCUCACUACCAGAGUGGUGUGCACCUGGUCAAACUCAAGAGGAGUGUCAUGGGGGAUCUGGCUGCAGAAGCCAGUGUGGUGGAUGGUGUACAGUUGUCCUGGCAAUGGGAGGCAGACAAGGACAAAUGGUACAGUUUCACCAAGGAGGAAAAUGUCAUCAUCAAUGCAGCCGUUAAGAAAGAGAAGGAUGUUGUAUACCUGACAUCUAAGUCAAGUGGAGACCUUUGUUUUUGUCUGGACCUGACUAACAUGAUGGUCAUCGAUCUUGGUAGCAAAUCCAAGUCAUUCGUACGGCUACGCUGUGCUACCAAAAGCGACCUGAACAACAAAGACUACACCUGGCAGUGGCAGCAAGGAUUUGGAGACGUCUUUACCUGCUGGAUGCCGUACAUGGCCCUCCACACCAUUUUGUUGGAGAAGGCCUCGCGAAAUCACGAGCCAACUGUACAAAUCACGACCGGCUCUCACUCGUACGACUUAGACAUGUCCAGCUUGGAGCAUAAGGGCAGUAAAGGAACCAAGAAGGUGCAGCGUGUCCGUGCAAAGACAGAAGGAGAGAAUUCACUGCUUACCCACUUCGGGCCACCUCCUGAGAAGCAAGAAGAAAAGAGUAAACAGCAGGUCUCUGCUGGUGGCCGUUCUGCCAGUACAGUUACUGCAAGUGGGGGGGCUGCUAGAAAAGUUGGGCGGGUAGACAAAGAUCAAGGUCGAGCAAAGAGAGAGGCUAUUUCAUUUAAAGUAAAGAGUCAGUCUGAGGGAAAACCUACUCUGCUAACAAGAAAGAAAAGUAGAAGCAGAAGUAGGAGUAAAGAUAGAGACAGAAGUGGGCACAGACGGCGCAGCAGAAGCCGAAGCCCAAGAAGGCGUAGAGAUCGGGGCAGGAGUGCUAGCAGAAGCAAAAGUAGAGGUAGAAGCAGAAGUAGAAGUAGAAGCCGCGAUGGCAGGCGGCGGCGGCAACGCAGCAGGCGUAGUUAUAGCAACAGCAGCAGCGACAGCAGUAGUGACAGUCAACGUAGGCGAAGUCGUUCAAGGAGCAGACGAUAUAAUAGAAGCCCUGCCAGAUCGUCCAAUCAUCAAAUGUUGAUGCAAAGAGCAUAUCAGGACACGAUGAUGAAUGCUCGUUACUUGGCACAAGAGAAGCAGAGGCUGCAGCAAGAAAAGAUCAUCCUAGAGCAGCAACGGAAACUUGAAGAGGAGCGCCUGAAGCGUGAAUGGGCUGCCCUCCAGGACUCAAAACAACGACAGCAGGCUGGAAUAUCGUAUCCAGCUGCUUCCAGUAACAAAUACUACUCUAUGAUUUCUGCAGCGAGCACUGUUGCUAGUCAGCGCCACACUACCGCAGUGCCCGCGCUGCCUGGUAGCACUGGCUUUCCUCCGCCAGGAGCCGUGGGUUUUCCUCCGCCAGGAGCCGUGGGUUUUCCUCCGCCAGGAGCCGCGGGUUUUCCUCCGCCAGGAGCCGCGGGCUUUCCUCAGCCAGUCAGAGCCGCAGUCCCCAAUACUGCUCAGGGUCAGUACCCCUGGUCCACUAACAAGCCUACUGCUCCGACUGCCCAGGGUCAGUACCCCUGGUCAACUGACAAGCCUAGUGCUCAAACUCCCCAGGGGCAGUACCCAUGGUCCACUAGCAAGCCUAGUACUCAGACUGCCCAAGGCCAAUACCCCUGGUCAACUAACAAGCCUAGUGUUCAGACUGCCCAAGCCCAGUACCCCUGGUCCACUAACAAACCUAGCACAGACACAGGAAGGGCUGCUAGUUACACCCAGCACCCAUGGUCUACUGGCAACUCUAGUUCAAGCACAAAAAGUACCAGUAGUCAUUCUCAGUACCCAUGGUCUACAAGUACAAGCCAAGCUAGCUCUAACACAUCACAAACACCUUAUGCUACCCACCCAUGGUCUACUGCUGCCUCUGAUAAGCCCUCUAGCCAGCACCCAUGGUCUAAACCUGAUAGUUCCCAGAGCAAGUGGGAUAAGCCCCCAGAUGGUUGGUCACACCAGGCAGCAGCUAGUGGUAGACCUCCGCUUUUACCCACACCAGAAGCCCCCACACCACUGUUACCCACACCAGAACCCCCCACACCAGAACCCCCCAAGCCUGUGGUCCAACGUGCGGCUGGACUAAAAUCAGAUAUACUCCUGAUGCAAGCUGUGCAGGAAACAGUGCAGCAAACUGUACAAGUACCAAAAAAGCCCAAACCCACCACAAUGACUACAUGGGACCUUAUCUCUAAGUAUCUACAAGAGCAGAUGGGUAUUGACAUUGUUACUCGAGAGGCAGUGGAACAGAUUUUGAAGCAGCCUGCACUGGUUGAACGAAUCCAAAAGUACUACAGAGAGCAUGGUUUAGAAAUGAGUGAAACCCAAGAUACGUCAACCCAGCAAGCUUCAACGAUACAACCAGCUUCCAUGUUGGAAACCCAGCAGGCUGGGGUGGUACAACAAGCGCAAUCUGCUGGCUUGCAGCAGGCUGCUGGGUUGGCCGGUAGUCAGCAACCCCAGGUUGAACAGGCAAAAGUACAGCUGCUAGCGCAGCUGAUAAACAUGGGGGUUGUCCAGCCCACAGACCUAGCUGCAAGCCAGCCAGAGUUGGCAGCUGCGAGUAUAGUACAGGCCGCAAUGGCAGCCACAGAGGCAUCAAGUAGUGCGUCUGCUGAAGCUUCUCAACAGAGUGUAGGACAAUGGUCACAAAGUACAUCUCAGACACAGGCCAUAUCUCAGACACAGGCCAUGUCUCAGACACAGGUCAGGGAACCAACAGAGGCCUCAAGUCAGUUCAGGGCUGAAUGGGGUAGAUCGGGCGAAGACAGAGGUAGGAGUGUCCCAGAACAGUCUGAUAGGCUAGGGAGAAGGUUGCCAGAGGAUACUCUUGAUGUCCGGGGUUACGAUGUCCGUAGUCGUGGGUUACAGGGAGAACCCCCUCGAAGCCAUGGUGCUGGGUCGUUGGGUGAUGUCCCUGGUAGUAGAGGUCAGACUGAACUUCUACGGGAUCCUCCCAGACGAGCACCCCCUGAAGCAUUGAGGGAUACCCUUCCCAGGGAUCCUUACAGGCGGGCAGAGGAGUACCCUGAUAGAAGGGAUCGUGGGGAGAGAGGAGAGUGGGAUAGGUAUGAUAGAGAGAGAUUGGCAUACGAGAGGGACCGAAGGGAAUGGGAACUCUACGAGUAUGAACGUAGUCGUAGGCGAGAGUUGGAUGAAUUGGAUCGGAGAAGAGGGCCAGACCCUAGGGAGUUUGAUGAGAGGUACAGGGGCCGGGAACCGCUGCACCCUGGUAGAGAGGAAAGGGAGCGAGAGCUAGAGGAAUGGGCUAGAAGAAGACGUCAGUUUGAUCCUGAGGGUUCUGGUGACCCUGGAAGGGGGUACACAGAUAGGGGUCCAUCUUAUAGUGAUCCUAGACCCUCUCCUUACAAUAGGCCAGGGCACCACCCCCAACAGGUUAGUGAGGAGCUUUAUGACCCUGAGGCAGUCACUAGCGAUGGUGAGGAAGAUGUUUAUGAUGCAGAAGAAGAGUCUUCUGUAGACUUUGCCAAGUCCCUCCUCUCUAAAGUUAAUGUGCCGCCGAUGGCGCCAGAGUUAGUCGAGGACGCACUGCGCUCUCCUGAGGUGCUUGAUCAACUCAAGCAAUUUCGACUGAAGAAUGCUCCGGCUCCUGUAGUCGCUAGCUACCUGCAGGUGGUGCUCACGCAGGCUGCUGCCUCCCCGAGCAUGCAGCAGCAGCGAGUGCGCUAUAGAGGCAAGCGCGGCGGGAGGCUAUCCAAACUGCGCAACUUCAAGAAAAUGAUUGACAAGCUAACGAGUGAAUUGGAACAAGUACAACAAAUGAAGCAGGGUCUGGGAGACAGGUGUCCCCAAGAGCUGCACGAUGUCAUUGCCAAUAAGUCAAUGGUUUUAAAUGAUUUCAAACGGAAAGCUCUGGAAUUAGAGGAAAUAUGCAAGGCACAGGGCAAAAUGGUGUGAACCAUUAGCACAGACAUUGCUGUUGGGCACUUCACUUGCAGCAUGAUCCACACAUUUUGUAUGUUUCUUUUUUCCUGGAUCAUUGCAGAAAUGGGAUUUAAAGAUGUUAUGCACAAAUUUGUUUUCCUGACUUGUUUUCUAUUGAGAAGUGUGUACUUCAACUUAGUAUUGUAAAAAAAAAAAGAACAGAAUCUUCUUUUCCUCCUUCAGUGCGGUAAGAACAGGACUAAGUAUUUUUGACGGAAAAUUUCUUCUUUAAAACUAACCGAGUACUUUAGUAAAUGCUCAUUGCUGACAUGUCUUUGAAACUUUGAUGUAUCCUUUUGGAUAAACAUACAAUGUAUGCAGACUCAUGUAUGUGUCUGUUUUUCAUGCUGUAAGGACAUUAUGUCAUAUGUCCUCUUGAAUGAAGCACCCCAUGUGAGUUUAUUUGGGGUUCAAGCCUCUCCUUUAGGUGUCUCCUGAUGGUAUUCUUGAGGACGUCAUUCCUAGAAACCUCAGAUGGCACCAGAGCAAUGUACAUGUAACGUGGCAGUACCAAGUGUUGUUCCCAUGCACAUUUUAUAGAACAUUAUAUGUUCACUUUGUGUUUUCUAUCAGUUGUUCAUGUUCCCCAGUUUUGUUUUUAAAAAAAAAAAAGAACAGUUUUUGCUGAGUAGUGCAUCUGCUGAGUAUAUUGUACAAUAGUAAGAACUCACAUCACAAAAUCCUUAAAUACAGCCAGCUGGUCAUUUCUGUCAUACCACAAUCUUAAUCUUCUGCAGCCCCUUGAACAAUUCGAAUACAUUUUUGUAUUCAAAUAUGAAAACAGGAGUUUAUAAAAAGGUCCUACAACUUCUUGCUCAUAACAAUUCACAUGAAUGUUGGAACUCAGAUUAUCUUUUUGAAUGUGUGUACACUUGAAUGUGUGUGGCAGACCAUGUGACAAAUGUCCUUAACAUGCUAAAGGUUAACCGUUAAGCUUGGUUGGAGUUUAUUGGGUUAAAACUUGAUGUGUUAAAGUAGAGUACUGAACAAGUGCUGUAACAAUCUAACGUUAGUUUUUCACAUUACUGCUUUCUUUAGAGUGCUUGUAAGGCACAAUUAACCAAGUUGUUUAUACUUUUCUUCCGCAUUAAAGACUUCAACAUGUCCUUUGA
Messenger RNA from Branchiostoma floridae (Florida lancelet), 8446 nucleotides. RefSeq names its product apoptotic chromatin condensation inducer in the nucleus-like. The record is from RefSeq and is a predicted model, not a curated record. The coding region runs from base 177 to 7307 and encodes 2376 amino acids. The transcript has 11 exons. NCBI's taxonomy places the organism in Eukaryota, Metazoa, Chordata, Leptocardii, Amphioxiformes, Branchiostomatidae.